AUGAGCAAAGCUCACCCUUCUGAGUUGAAAAAAUUUAUGGACAAGAAAUUAUCAUUGAAAAUAAAUGGUGGCAGACAUGUCCAAGGAAUAUUGUGGGGGUUUGAUCCAUUUAUGAAUCUUGUGAUAGAUGAAUGUGUGCAGAUAGCAACUUGUGAGCAACAGAACAAUAUUGGAAUGGUGGUAAUAUGA
Mustela lutreola (European mink) is the source of this 189-nucleotide messenger RNA. Its product is annotated as small nuclear ribonucleoprotein G-like. Gene Ontology annotation, molecular function: RNA binding. Gene Ontology annotation, cellular component: precatalytic spliceosome; U4 snRNP; U2 snRNP. The transcript has a single exon. Gene Ontology annotation, biological process: spliceosomal snRNP assembly; mRNA splicing, via spliceosome. The coding region runs from base 1 to 189 and encodes 62 amino acids. The record is from RefSeq and is a predicted model, not a curated record. Lineage: Eukaryota; Metazoa; Chordata; Mammalia; Carnivora; Mustelidae.